AUGUACAGCCGUGAUGCACAAGACACUCCCCGGACAGAGACAGAGAAUAUUCGCGAUCCCGGUCAAGCAGAUGGCAACAGCUACAACCAAAUAAACGAGGAUGAAGUGUACGAUCCAUCUCCACACCACUACAGCAAUGAUUAUGAUGAAACUACAGGCCAAGCCUCGCACACAGCUACAACAAAUAGAAGAAGAAACCAAAGAAACGAGGAUGAAGUCUACGAUCCAUCUCCACACUACUACAGCAAUGACAAAGAAACUCCAGGACAAGCCUCGCACGUACCUAUUUCCAACACCUACAACCAAAUAAAUGAGGAUGAACUAUACGACCCUUCGCGACACAGCUACAGCAUUGAUCAUGAUGAAAAUUCAGGGGAAGCCUUGCACACAGCUACAGCAAAUAGCUACAACCAAAUGAACGAGAAUGAAGUUUACAAUCCAUCGCCACACUACUACAACAAUGACCGUGAAACUUCAGAGCAAGGCCCGAACACAGCUACGACGAACACCUACAACCAAAUAAACGAGGAUGAGCUAUACGACUCAACGGGACACAAGUACUGUGAAGUAAAAGAUUACGAAACCCGUUAA
This is a messenger RNA of Branchiostoma belcheri (Belcher's lancelet), 591 nucleotides long. RefSeq lists its product as uncharacterized. The transcript is spliced from 2 exons. The record is from RefSeq and is a predicted model, not a curated record. The coding region runs from base 1 to 591 and encodes 196 amino acids. NCBI's taxonomy places the organism in Eukaryota, Metazoa, Chordata, Leptocardii, Amphioxiformes, Branchiostomatidae.